UCAUUUCAGAUGGCAUUAUCUGAAUCUCAAAUACCCCCCGACGCCCAGCAUUAUUUGGUUUGUGGCACUGAAGACUGUGAGAGGAACUGCCAGUUUUAUUGCAAUGAUUGUCAUCAAUCAAUAUGUGAACAAUGUAGAGAUGAACAUCAGAAGAAUAAGAAAACCAAGAACCAUGAAGUAGUCCCUUAUAAACAACGCACACGACUGCUUCCUGUGGAGAAAUGUAAAAUCCAUCCCACAAGACACUUAGAACUUCUCUGUGAGGAAUGCCAAAUUCCCAUUUGUUCUAAAUGCACAGGCACCAAAGAACAUCACGGCCAUGCAUUUACUGACCUAGAAUUGGUCUUUGCUGAAAAAUGUUCACUUUGUCAGAUAGAAAUUACCAAAAUUCGAAGCUAUUUUGAGCCUACUUCUCAAGAUUUGAAGAAAGAAAUUUCUGGAGAUGUCAAAGAAAUUAAGAAGAUCAUGGAGGGAAUAAGAUCAUCCAUAAGGACUGAAGCAGAGGCUGUGAAAAAGCUGGUAGACACAGUCACAUCAGAUAAAAUAGAACAAGCCAACAAAAUGGAACAGUCAUUAUUACAAACUUUAAAUGGACAAAGACAAAAAAUAGAUGAUUACAUCAACUAUCUCAGUGAUUUAAUACAAACAUUUAAUGGAUACCCAUCUCCCUCAAACAUACAACAAUUAACAAUUGCCCUCAAAUCAGAAAUCUUGAUCAUUCCACCCAUACCAGAGACAUCAAAACCAGUCCCACCCGUAUUUACUGCUGGUCAAUACAGCAAGGAGGAUGUCGCCAAACUACUAGGUAGAAUAACUGUUCCCAACACCAAACCAGAGAAUAGAAAAAUAAAACCCAUGGAGAUUGCCUCUACACAGAUGAAACCUUCAGGGAAACAUAGGAAACAAGACAGAGAGAACUCUGAUGUGAAUCAAACACUGUCUCUGUCUUCCUCUGUCACCAAGCUCAGGGAGUACGAAGUACCAGGUUUUGAUGGUGUAUAUCAUAUAUCACUGAGUCAAUCAGGCAGACUCUGGGCCAGUGUUUUGUAUGGCGACCUUGUCCAAACAGAUCUACAGGGGAAUCAGCUACAGAAGAUACAAACCAGUGGUGAAUAUGAAGGCUACCACACAGUCACACAGGACGGGGAUCUGAUCUAUACAGACAAAGACAACAAAGUCAUCAAUAGGAUAACACCGGAUAAUACAAUCACUGAAUUCAUUAAAACAGGAGACUGGGCACCACUCAGUAUACACUCCUCCCACAAUCACGGGGACAUACUGGUUGGGAUGAUUAAGAAUAGAGAGGGUAAAGUCACCAGGUACAACAAGACAGGUACAGAAAUACAGAACAUACAGAGAGACAACAAAGGACAGGUACUGUAUAGUUAUCCACGCUACAUCACAGAAAACAUCAACGGUGAUGUCUGUGUAUCAGACUCUAACAAACAUGCUGUAGUGGUGGUGGAUAAAUCAGGCCAACACAGGUUCUCCUACACAGGUCAUGGGUCAAGGUUUUAUCCCUAUGGAAUAUGUACUGAUGUACUCGGUCACAUCCUGGUGUGUGAUGAUAUCAGUGAAACAGUACAUCUUCUGGAUAAGGACGGUCAGUUCUUGUCUCUACUACUCACAGAACAACAAGGGGUAAAGUAUCCCUACAGUGUGUGUGUAGACGAUGAAAACAACCUCUGGGUGGGACAAGGUAACACCAACACAGUGACAGUGUACAAGUAUCUACAGUGAUCAAUAUAUAUCCAUACAUAAGUUAGGUACUGUGUGUAUGUUGUGUGACAAUGUAACAACAACACUGUGAUAGUGUACAAUUACUGGUACAUAUGUAUCUGCAGUGUACAUGAAAGUACAUUGAUAUACAUGUACAUACAUUAUUCAUGUAAACCUUUGUAUGUUUGUUAUAUCCCCCGCAAACGAAGUUUGGGGGGGGGGGGGUAUAUAGGAAUCACCUUGUCCGUCUGUCCGUCUGUCCGUCUUUCUGUCCGUCUGUGCAAUCGUGUCCGGUCCAUAUCUUUCUUAUGGAGAAACAUUGGAAGUUCUUACUUCACACAAAGAUUGCUUAUGACCUAAGGGUGUGUCAUGACCUUGACCCAAGGUCAUUUGGGCAAGGUCAAGGUCACUGGCAGAAAAAAUACAAAAUUCGUGUCAGGUCCAUAUCUUUCUUAUGGAGAAACAUUGGAAGUUCUUACUUCAUACAAAGAUUGCUUAUGACCUAAGGGUGUGUCCUGACCUUGACCCAAGGUCAUUUGGGCAAGGUCAAGGUCACUGGCAGAAAACAUACAAAAAUUCAUGUCCGGUCCAUAUCUUUCUUAUGGAGAAACAUUGGAAGUUCUUACUUCACACAAAGAUUGCUUAUGACCUAAGGGUGUGUCAUGACCUUGACCCAAGGUCAUUAGGGCAAGGUCAAGGUCACUGGCAGAAAAAGUGCAAAAUUUGUGUCCGGCCCAUAUCUUUCAUAUCGAGAAACAUUGGAAGUUCUUAAUUCAUGUGCUCAAAGAUUGCUUAUGACCUAAAGAUGUGUCAUGACAUUGAUCCAAGGUCAUUUGGGCAAGGUCAAGGUCGUUGGGAAAAAUAGUGCAAAAUAGUGUCCGGUCAUUAUCUUUCUUAUUGAGAAGCAUUGAAUGUUCUAACUUCACACAAAUAUUGCUUAGGACCAAAGGGUGUGUCAUGACCUUGACCCAAGGUCAUUUGGGCAAGGUCAAGGUCACUGGCAGAAAUAGUGCAAAAUUCGUGUCCGGUCAUUAUCUUUCAUAUGGAGAAGCAUUGAAUGUUCUUACUUCACACAAAUAUUGCUUAUGACCAACAGUUUUAAAAAAAUAGAGCAGUUGUUAUUUAAAGAAAAUAGACGGUGAAAUAGAUUCAUCCAAUAUUUUCUAUAAUAAGAAAAAUACACGCAUUAUGAUUUUUUAUCUUAGCGGGGGGUAUCAAUUGUGAGCUUGCUCACAGAACCUCUAGUUUGUAAUAUGAAUUUCUUAUCAGGUUAAUUUCAUUGCAGAUGAGUUGACUAUUAAAUAUGCAUGUAUGAACAA
Molecule: messenger RNA, 3038 nt
Organism: Magallana angulata
Lineage: Eukaryota; Metazoa; Mollusca; Bivalvia; Ostreida; Ostreidae
Exons: 1
Coding region: 10-1740 (576 amino acids)
Biological process (GO): positive regulation of DNA-templated transcription
Cellular component (GO): chromatin; nucleoplasm
Molecular function (GO): ubiquitin-protein transferase activity; zinc ion binding
Source: RefSeq, a predicted model, not a curated record